This is a messenger RNA of Cercospora beticola, 1161 nucleotides long. RefSeq lists its product as uncharacterized. NCBI's taxonomy places the organism in Eukaryota, Fungi, Ascomycota, Dothideomycetes, Mycosphaerellales, Mycosphaerellaceae. The record is from RefSeq and is a predicted model, not a curated record.
AUGGAAUCUAGCACCUUUCAGCGAACGUUCCCAGCCCACAAUGAGACAUACGGUCCAAGACUACAAAUACGUCGAGGCAUAGCUCCAGCACCGAUAAGUUUCACUGGCAGAAAUCAGGCUUCGCAAGGUCCAGGGACUAGAGCCGAAGCCAGUGCUCCGAAGACGCCCAACUCGGUCCAACGGGGAGCCAGUUCUUCGCAUGGUACCGCUACAUCUCCAUCUGAUCAAGAUAGUCCACAGUCACCUCAGGGUGGCAAGCGCAAGAUGGGCGGCAAGCGAGUCGCACGAAAUCCAGCGCGACCACGCAAGGUUAAAGGCAAGCAGGAUUUCGAUGCCAUGACGGAGCACAUGACGGAUGAAGACUCUACCAAUUUGAUUGGCCUUCGUUCUGGUGUCCAGCCUCAUGGGGCUCCGCUUUACCAGGAUACCUUCAGGGGCAAACAAGCUGCCAUUGAUCACUUGCUGCGUACCGGCACCACGAUCGAGUACUGGUGUCUACCACAGCGCCUACUCAUCAAAGAGGCUGACCUCCCUGCUGCCGCACGUCUGACACUACAGCAACUCACUCUGGAGGCGGCAUCAGAGGCACCGCGGGUGGACCUUGUUCCUGCAUUCGCAGUGAGUGCGAAAGACAAGCAGAGCUUCAUUGACAAAAACCAGUACCAAUACGACAUCGUGCGCAAGCAGCUCAGCGACGCGCGGGAUAGCAGUGCUUGCGUUUGUAUCCUGAUUGCAACCAUAUUCGAUCUUCAUGAUGAGGACAAAGGCAUUCCUAUCAACGAUCUGGAUCUGUCUGACCAAUUGCAAUCGGACAUUGACGCCAAAACGCUGGUAUCUGCCAACUUGACCACCAAGAAAGGCAAAUACCCUCUGGAGCUCGAUCUCACCUUGCUGCAGCGCACAACAUUGAUCAUCGACAUUGUGAAGAAGUUCAAAUGGGUCGCCAAGGAUGUCCUACAGAACACCAACAUUCUCGAUCUCGUGGUAGCUCCGCGCCACUAUCUAGCAACGAAGCUGCACAAUGUCAACACUGCGAAGACGCGCCAGGAACGCUGGAAUGAGGAUCAAGUGCGUCGCGGCACCAAGAAGCCGAAGAAGAAUGGCAACACGCAACCGGACGCUGGCAGAAAUCUACCUAGCCCAUCGCCACAAGCACCAUAG